This is a messenger RNA of Aspergillus niger, 825 nucleotides long. RefSeq lists its product as uncharacterized. Gene Ontology annotation, biological process: ubiquitin-dependent protein catabolic process. The transcript is spliced from 6 exons. NCBI's taxonomy places the organism in Eukaryota, Fungi, Ascomycota, Eurotiomycetes, Eurotiales, Aspergillaceae. The record is from RefSeq and is a predicted model, not a curated record. Gene Ontology annotation, cellular component: nucleus; proteasome core complex; proteasome core complex, alpha-subunit complex. The coding region runs from base 1 to 825 and encodes 274 amino acids.
AUGACUUCCAUUGGCACUGGGUACGAUCUCUCCAACUCAGUUUUCUCUCCAGAUGGUCGCAACUUCCAGGUAGAAUAUGCCGUUAAGGCGGUAGAGAAUGGAGGGACAGCCAUUGGUAUCAGGUGCAAAGACGGUGUUGUGCUCGCAGUAGAGAAAAUCAUUACCAGCAAGCUUCUGAAGCCUGGCGCCAAUAAGAGAAUAGCUACGGUUGAUCGUCACGUUGGCAUUGUUUCCGCCGGACUGGUGCCAGACGGGCGACAUUUCGUUUCUCGGGCCCGUGACGAGGCUUCAUCGUGGAGAAGUGUCUACAAAGGGCCAAUUCCAACCUCCGCGCUAUCCAAUCGCCUUGGGAGUUACGUGCAAGCCUACACACUCUACUCUAGUGUCAGGCCUUUUGGCGUGACCGCUAUUGUCGGAGGCUGGGACUCCGAAGCCGAGCUUGCUGUCGACGGUCUAUAUAUGAUUGAACCAAGCGGCCUGUACUGGGGUUAUUAUGGCGCUGCCACUGGGAAAGGGAGACAAGCAGCCAAGGCUGAGCUUGAGAAACUCGACCUGAGCUCCGGCACACUGAGCCUUCUCGAUGGAGUGAAGGAAGCGGCUCGAAUUAUUUAUGUCGCCCAUGAAGACAGUAAGGACAAGGAUUUUGAACUGGAAAUGACUUGGAUCAGUUCAUUAGACGGUCCGACAAAGGGGAGGCACGAGGAGGUACCUAGAGAACUCCGUGAGGAGGCAGAGCGGGCAGCAAAGAGAGCUCUGGAGGGAGAGGAUGAGGACGAAGACGCAACAAAGGGUGACUCGAACGAGAAUGAACGGAUGGAGGAGUGA